Messenger RNA from Gregarina niphandrodes, 1956 nucleotides. RefSeq lists its product as hypothetical. The transcript has a single exon. Lineage: Eukaryota; Apicomplexa; Conoidasida; Eugregarinorida; Gregarinidae. The coding region runs from base 1 to 1956 and encodes 651 amino acids. The record is from RefSeq and is a predicted model, not a curated record.
AUGAAGACGAUAACGAGUACGAGUGAAGUAGCAGGUAUGGACGCGGCGUUAGUGGCCGCGUUUUGUGUAACGGCGAAGGGUAUGUUGCCGCAGAGUGUACUCCAACGAGCGACAUUACGUUGGAAGUCGUUAUUGGUUGAGCGUGGAGUGGUUGAUCCUCGUUUGUUGGGGUCGUUGCGUUUAGUGAAUGACUCUAAGCCGCGUCCGGCGUCUGCGAAUGACGACAGUGCGUUGUUGAAGUUCUUUAAUUUGUUGGAAGGCGAGUUAUUGAAGUUCAAUGAUGAGAGGAACGCCAAGGAGUUAGCGAGGCAUCAAGCGGCCAAUGAAGGUCGGACCAAGGGUACGGCAGGUAACAGGUUAUUAGGUUGUAUGCUGGAGGCGAAGAACCAGAUUCGACAAACUGCGGAUUGUGGGGCUAAGUGGAGUAAAUUAGAGCAGUCGACGGGUCGUCUUAUGAAUAAUGUCAAGUUGUUGUCACAAGACGCUGUCAGCAAUGCGAAUACGCCACAUGGGGCCUCCCGCACACUACUGGCAAACGUUAUGGGUAGUUUUAAGUCCGUGGUUAAUCAGGUUCAGGACUUACUGAUGUUCAUGCCGCUUGAUUAUUUCAAUGCCAUUCCACAUAUCGUCGACUGUUUCCUUGGAGACGCUUUUAUUCUCGAACUCGACCGACAACAGGAGUAUCCCCUCCUAAAGUCCGUGAUCGGCUUCCUGUUCAAGGAACUAUUUAGCAUCGAGACCGAUGAUGGCUGCGACGCGGCGACCAGUCUUUCUACCUCUAGCAACCUGCGGGUAGUUCUAACUCUCAAAUCCCCGGAUCACUUCGACCGUAUGAUGAUCUACGUGCAAAAGAUGCUCAGUCUCGCCGACCAGGACAACGAAAAGGGUCAGGAGGAUCUGAAACGCGUCAAGAACUUGAUCAAUGACAUCAACCGUCUGAAACGAAGUUCCCAUGUCGGUCGCUACAGUAGCGUUGGUAGUAAUUUAGCUGGUAGCCGUACCAACUUGGGUGGUAGUAGAGGUAACUUGGGCGGUAGUCGUAAGGAUCUCGCGAAAGAGCGUGGCAGUCGUAAAGAUCUGGGAAGUUUGAUGGACAUGGUGGGAGACUUGGCGACCGCAGAGGAGGAACUGCGUACCUUUUUGUGCGAGUUGGGUCGUAAGGAGGCUCUGAACAUGUUCCGUUGUGUGACAGCAUUGGCGGAAGAGUUGUUUGACGAAAAGACGCUGGCGUCCAUGCCUUUCUACCUGACAUCGAGCAACCUAGACGCGUUGGCGAACGGCGAAAAGCUGGACACAACCAAAGUCGGGAUCGUGCCAGAGGAUUACUUCUCAAUACCAGGUGCCAUGCAGGACAAUAGUAGUGCCGCAUCGUGGCAACACUUCAUGGCUCUGGAAUUGGAACCAUGGCUGAAGCAAGUGGCAGGUGCGGCUCCGCGAUUCACGCUAAAUUUACUUGAGCCGAGUCCGGGCCUGCCAGCACCGCAGGUACGUAUGCCGGGUGUGCCGGGGUACCGGAACCCUUUCAUGGAUAUGGAACGAGUGAUGUGGAACGUUCAGGACGGGUUGUUGCGCAAUGAAAAUGGAGAGUACUGUCUUUACACCCCAAACGACAUCGUACAAACCCGCGGACCAAAGGAGCAUCCCUUGACCGAAGCAGAUGGCUGGGUUGACGGACAGCUUGCAAAGUCCUCCAUGGACCGACCCAUUCAUCCCAGCUAUAUCGCCUCAUGUCGCCGUGUCAACUUCCCACAACUCACUCAUCAAACCGACUGCUGGAACGACCUCCUCUAUCGCAGCCAACCACAUGCCGUCACCUACGAAACCAACAUCAGUUCACGACCCGGCCACAUCGUUAUCAAACACCGGCAAGUCCGCGGCGAUCCCCCUCGCAACAAGUCCGGGAAAAAUAUCAAGUCCCAUCUCGGGAACCACUGGCAACAAAACUAUAGGCGGUAA